AUGAAUUGGAAAGCCAUUGCCAGUUGCCUGGGAGUGAGUGCCAAAACUCUUUACAGAAGAAGAAUAGACUAUGGUAUAGCAGACACUUACUGUGACAUAACAGAACAAGAGCUUGAAUGGUGCAUUAGAGAUAUUUUAAGAUUGACACCCUUCUCUGGCGAAACUUACGUAAGAGGAGCUUUGCGUGGUCGGGGUAUUCAUAUCCAAAGGUGGAGAGUUAGGGAAGCAUUAGAAACUAUUGACCCAAUUAACCGUGCCAUAAGACGGAGAUACGCUAUACAAAGGCGGGUGUACAAUGUGAGGAAACCAAAUCAUCUCUGGCACAUUGACUCCAAUCACAAACUCAUCACUUGGAGAUUUGUCCUGCAUGGUUGCAUCGACGGCUAUAGCAGAACUAUUAUUUAUUUGAAAUGCUUCACGAACAAUCUUGCGCAUACUGUUUUGCAAUGUUUUGUCAAUGGUGCACAAAGAUUUGGGAUUCCAUCUCGCGUACGUGGCGAUAGGGGGGUGGAAAAUGUACACGUUGCACGGUUUAUGAUAGCUAAUAGAGGUCUAAACAGAGGAAGCUUCAUAGCCGGACGCAGCGUGCAUAACCAAAGAAUUGAGCGCCUUUGGGCGGAGGUGAAUAGAGUGAGUUCCUCCUAUUAUAAAGAUCUAUUCCAAUUUAUGGAGGAAAGCGAGCUUCUUGAUGCGCACGAUGAAAUCGAUUUGUAUGCUCUGCACCAUGUUUACAUUCCUGCAAUACAAGCCUCACUCAAUGAGUUUGUCAACCAAUGGAAUCAUCAUGGACUUCGAACUAUGCGGAGUAUGUCGCCCCUAGCACUAUGGCGUUCUGAGCUUAAUGAAACUGAUUUAACAGACGUUAAUAUCGAUAAUGUAAAUUUAUAUGGCAUUGAUCCUGAUGGCGCGGUAGGUGAUAUCGAAACGGACAAUAUGGUUGUUGUCCCUGAAAAUUCAGUUGAGUUGACCGAAGAUCAUGUCAAUGAAAUACGCCGCCUUGUUCCGGAACCUUUAAGUGAUGACGGCAAUCACGGAAUUCACCACUACCUCACAGUUCGUCAAUAUUUGCAAAAUCAUUUUCAGGAACAAUAG
Molecule: messenger RNA, 1092 nt
Organism: Xenia sp. Carnegie-2017
Lineage: Eukaryota; Metazoa; Cnidaria; Anthozoa; Malacalcyonacea; Xeniidae
Exons: 1
Coding region: 1-1092 (363 amino acids)
Biological process (GO): DNA integration
Molecular function (GO): nucleic acid binding
Source: RefSeq, a predicted model, not a curated record